Lathyrus sativus (Indian pea) is the source of this 687-nucleotide messenger RNA. The record is from the annotation of a GenBank genome assembly. NCBI's taxonomy places the organism in Eukaryota, Viridiplantae, Streptophyta, Magnoliopsida, Fabales, Fabaceae.
AUGAAGGAUGCAGAUGUAUCAAAGCAGAUCCAGCAGAUGAUUAGGUUCAUCCGCCAAGAAGCUGAAGAGAAAGCUAAUGAAAUAUCUGUUGCUGCAGAAGAGGAAUUCAAUAUCGAGAAACUGCAAUUACUUGAAGCUGAAAAGAGAAAGAUCAGACAAGAAUACGAGCGAAAAGCCAAACAGAUCGAUGUUCGUAGAAAGAUCGAAUACUCAAUGCAGUUGAAUGCAUCUCGUAUAAAAGUACUUCAAGCACAAGAUGAGGUUGUAAGUUCUAUGAAAGAUGCUGCUAAAAAAGGACUUGUACGCAUCUCAAGUGAUAAGAAAGCAUACAGGAAACUCAUCAAAGAAAUUAUCAUUCAGGGUUUACUACGCAUGAGAGAAUCAUCUCUAUUACUACGAUGUCGAGAGACUGAUCGUAAACUAGUCGAGUCACUGCUAGAGGAAGCUAAAAAGGAAUACUCAGAGAAAGCUAAGGUUCAACCUCCUACGAUUGUUCUUGAUGAUCGUGUUUACCUUCCACCACAGCCGAAAAAUAAUGCUGCGGAUUCACACGAAAUUUUUUGUUCUGGAGGAGUAGUAUUGGCCUCUGACGAUGGAAAGAUUGUGUUGGAGAGUACUCUUGAUGCGCGACUUGAUGUCAUUUUUCGACAGAAGUUACCUGAGAUCCGAAAGCGUUUGUUAGCUUGA